CACCCAUGUUUCGAAUCCCCUCCCACCCAUAAUUUCGUCUCCUUUGUCUUAGGUUCUUAGCCAAAGAGGAGAGGGAGAGAAAAGUCCACAAGGUAGAAAAACAGACAGAAAAUGGAGAAGGCGAAGCAGUUCCUGGAGUCGAGCGAAGAUGAAGCGAACAGGGUAUCGCAACUCGUGAUUCAUCCUCACCGAGUCGGCCAUGAGUGCAGCUUCUACGAAGACUUCGCUUUACGAGGCAUCCGAGUCGACCGGGUCGACCCCGGCCUCGUUUCUUGUACCUUCACCGUGCCUCCACGCCUCACCGACAAGAGCGGGAAGCUAGCCACCGGAGCGAUUGCCAACCUGGUCGAUGAGGUGGGAGGCGCGGUGGUUCACGUGGAAGGUUUUCCCAUGAAUGUCUCUGUCGAUAUGUCCAUCUCCUUUCUCUCUACCGCUAAGCUCCAUGAUGAGUUGGAGAUUAUCUCCAAAGUGUUGGGGCGGAAAGGCGGCUACGCUGGAACGGUUGUGCUGGUGAAGAACAAGCUGACUGGGGAGUUGAUAGCCGAGGGCCGCCAUUCCUUGUUCGGCAAACUUCCCAGCAAGAUGUGAUCUAUUGACAUUUCAAUUCAAUCUCCGAGUCCGGGAUAAUAAAACGCUUAUGCUCUUUGAUCGUCUUUUCGUGCUUGGAACACAGGUAGGCUCUCUCUCGGAUGCUGAAACAUGACUUUGCAGUUUGCUGGAUAGGAGUCUUGGCAUUGCAUGAUGUGCUACCAGUAGAAAGCAUAACUUUCCCCCCGUUGUGGUAGGAUCUCUUGCUGUUAGCCUAAAUCACAAUUGAAGAUAGAUGCCUGGAGAAAGGAUGACUCGUCUGCUAACACCUUUUGGUUGUUCGUUGGCCAAUCUAGUGAAUGUAGUGUAACUGCAAGUACUUUCGAUGUUCAUGACUUCAUGUAUAGACAUAGCUUUCGAGUUGCAGUUCAAUUCACCAUUGGCCAAUUGCUUUAGAGACCAGUAGCGAUAGCGUUUGUAUUGACUUGACUGCUAACCUGGUUUGAUGGUAUCGUCAUCUUUCCAUAUAUAGUCAGUCAUUAAGCGUGGAUCCGAAACCUGCCUUUGUGCAGACUAGUUCCGCCUGUGUUUAGCUGGCGAACAUACAUCAGGAUGGAAUUUGUACUCAGUGGUAUAGAAUGCUAGCGGGAACUGAAUCAGGCAUCCACUUUCUUGUUAAGAAGCAUAUUUGAGUUAUGACUUUUCUGCAACUACCUGGUUCUUGAUACGAUGAGAUUGAUUUCAGCAAUAAUGGAGACUGUUUGCUUUCCCUGGAUUGAAUUUCCGCAGCUCUUUGUUUAUGAGAACAGUACAAAGCCACCAAAAAUACUUUUGUUCAAAACAUGGGUUGUAAACUUGUACUUUUGUUUAAGGGCCUUAGUGAUGUAAAGAAAGCCCCCAUAUGCGCGUACAGUGUUAAAUUGUAAGGGGUCAGUAAAAG
This is a messenger RNA of Linum tenue, 1468 nucleotides long. Lineage: Eukaryota; Viridiplantae; Streptophyta; Magnoliopsida; Malpighiales; Linaceae. The record is from the annotation of a GenBank genome assembly.